AUGAAUAUUUGUUGUUUUCAGCAACACACGGUUUAUGGCAGCCACCCAAAUUCACUUGGUAUGAAGAGACAACAAAUUCAGACCAUGUUGUAAAUGUUUCAAAUAAAGUUUGUACAACCAAACAAAACAUGGUUUUCAAAGCAUCGGCAGAGGUACUAGCUUGUGUAUCAGCAUCAACAUUCCACUUUACGGUGGGAGGUAUCGUUGGAUUUUCAGCAAUUUUGAUUCCCCAACUUGAACGAUCGGAUUCUAGCAUAAAUGUUACCAAAGAAGAUGUCUCAUGGAUAGCAAGUAUUGUCCCCCUGGUAGCACUACUUGGUUCUAUUCUGGGAGGAUGCCUUGUGGAUAGGAUAGGUCGUGUCAAGACAAUCAAGGCAGCAGCGGUACCUUUCAUAAUCGGUUGGCUAUGUAUUGCUACAGCCAACAACCUGGUCCUACUACUGCUUGGACGACUACUCACUGGUGCAUCAAUGGCACUUUCUUUCAACACUGCAAUUGUAUAUGUGACAGAAGUGGCUAAGCCUAAGAAUAGAGGGGCCCUUGCCUGCACUCAAACUUCACUACUGUCUUUAGGAAUGAUAUGCAUGUAUGCAAAAGGAGCCUUUUUUCAUUGGAGGACCAUUUCCUGGAUAUCUAUUUCUUACUGCAUCCUGCCUCUCCUGCUGAUAUCUUUAUGGUCUCCAGAAAGUCCUGCCUGGCUAGUAUCCAGGGGCAAAUCUGAGCAGGCACUUAAGUCUCUCUUAUUACUAUACCAGAAGGAAAACAUAGCUGAGGAGCAACUAGCAAAAAUGAUCAAAGAACUAAACAAAAAGCAAAGACAAGAAUCUCAAAGUAGUUCUGCUUUUGGGACACUUAUACAAGGCCUGACCAAACCAACUGGCUACAAACCUGCACUUCUUCUCAUUGUUAUUUUUAUCCUCCAACAGUUUUCAGGAAUUUUAAUCACAAUUUACUACACCGUCUCUUUCUUCCAGAGUGUAGGUACAUCAAUUGACCCUUUCCUGAGCUCUGUUGGGGUUGGAGUUGUGAGACUAAUCACGACUGUCGUUACUUCUAUCCUGUUGAGACAUUUUGGCCGUCGACCUCUGUUCAUAUACAGCAGUAUUGGUAUGGCCAUUUCAAUAUUCAUAGCUGGAUAUCUUACCAAGGAAAUACAACAAGAAAAUAUAGAGAAGAAUUCCUUGCCAAUACUGUUCAUUUUAAUGUACGUGAGUCUUGGCAGUAUUGGGUUCAACACCAUCCCCUGGAUAAUAAGUGCUGAAUUGUUUCCAAUAGAGAUCCGAGGUAUGGCCCAAAGCCUUAUAAUGGGAAUCACCAACUUUAGUAUAUUCUCGGUUCUCAAGAUAUACCCCUUCAUGGACGAAGCACUUGGUGGAUCCUUUGGAGUCCAAUGGAUGUUUUCUAUUGUCUCUCUAAUUGGUGCACUCUUUAUAUUCGUAUUCCUACCAGAGACUCACAAAAAGGAACUUAUUGAAAUUGAAGAAUAUUUUAAGAAUAACUCAGUUUAUCCAUUGAGACAUAAAAGACAAACAAGAGAACUGGCCGAAGAAGCUGCGCUUGAAAUGAUUAAACAAUAAUGCAGCGCAGCAGACUUUGAUAAAAUUUAAGAAAUAAUGUUAAGUAAAUAUGCUGAUUGUUUAAAAAUACAAGAGAGUUUAUUUGUAGAUUUCAUGACAUGUACAGGAUAUGUUACAAUUUUUGCCAGGUAUUAACACUUUUGAGUGCCAGAUGACGAUGUGAACAUUAAAUAAUAGUCCUCAAGAUCUACAGGAUCGCCAUCUGAUUCUCAGAGGAUUGGCCAACCCUAAAUGUCUCUUGACAAACCUGCAGAUGUUGAAGCUGUAAUGCCUCUUCAUCACCAUACUGCAAGUGUGACCAUGUGUACUUCAUGAUUUAUGGAAUUACGGAGUUUUUGAAUGAUAACGUUAAUUGUAAUUGUGUUAUUUUCAAAACCACCGCAGAAAUGGAUGGGAAGCUAGAUUGUAAAGUGCAUAGUCUCUUUUCCUGUAAUUGGGAAAAAAAUAUAAACAUUUUCUUUUAUUUUUAAAUACUAAAGGUUUAAUAGACAUAACAACAUUUUUAAAAAGGUUUAUGAAAGUUUUAUUUUCAACACAAUUUCAAAUUAAUU
Messenger RNA from Homalodisca vitripennis (glassy-winged sharpshooter), 2128 nucleotides. RefSeq names its product facilitated trehalose transporter Tret1-2 homolog. The record is from RefSeq and is a predicted model, not a curated record. The coding region runs from base 129 to 1577 and encodes 482 amino acids. The transcript has 8 exons. Gene Ontology annotation, biological process: transmembrane transport. Gene Ontology annotation, cellular component: membrane. Gene Ontology annotation, molecular function: transmembrane transporter activity. NCBI's taxonomy places the organism in Eukaryota, Metazoa, Arthropoda, Insecta, Hemiptera, Cicadellidae.